Messenger RNA from Eptesicus fuscus (big brown bat), 7203 nucleotides. RefSeq names its product ArfGAP with RhoGAP domain, ankyrin repeat and PH domain 2 (gene ARAP2). Gene Ontology annotation, biological process: signal transduction; positive regulation of GTPase activity. The transcript is spliced from 33 exons. The record is from RefSeq and is a predicted model, not a curated record. Gene Ontology annotation, molecular function: GTPase activator activity; protein binding; phosphatidylinositol-3,4,5-trisphosphate binding. The coding region runs from base 304 to 5439 and encodes 1711 amino acids. NCBI's taxonomy places the organism in Eukaryota, Metazoa, Chordata, Mammalia, Chiroptera, Vespertilionidae.
GCGCUCCCCGCGCUCCCGCCUCCAGGUGCGGCGGCCGCGGCGCCGGCGAGUGACAGCGCCGCCCGCGUGGCCGCCGUCCGGGCUGCAGACGCCGCGCGGGCAGCCGGCGGGACCGGAGGAGGCCCUGCGCCUGGGACCGACGGGCUGAAGCACAUAAAGCAUUCACUAUGGAGAAAAUACCAUUUUGAGACAUUUUUUCCGUUGCCGGUGAGAGAGGAAGAACCAGUACAGAAGCGCACCCUCCUGUGUGUGUGUCUCAUUGUCCUGCUUUUUAUAAAGCAGCUCAGUGAUGAAGCCACCAUUAUGUCCUCAGUCAGUGAAGUAAAUGUCGAUAUCAAAGAUUUCCUAAUGAGCAUUAAUUUGGAGCAGUAUGUCUCACACUUCCGUGAGUUUGGUUUUAAUACCGUGACGGACUGCGCAGCUAUCGAUGACAGCGUGCUACACAAAAUUGGAAUAUCACCUACCGGACACCGGAGGAGGAUCAUUAAACAGUUACAGAUAAUCUUGUCAAAAAUGCAAGAUAUCCCAAUCUAUGCAAAUAUUCAUAAAAUAAAGAAGAAUGAUGAGACUUCCAAGGGUCACCCUGCUCCGUCUUCUGGCCAGGAUACCUGCGUAGAAUGUUCAGAUUCAUCUAGUGUUCAGACACCUAGCCCAGCGCAGUUGGAGUCUGUUACAAAAAGUCUGGAUCCAAGUGACAUUAGUGUGGAAAAUAGCCAGUGUCUUAAAUCGGAUGAUGAGCUGUCUCUUCCUAAACACAACUUUCCCGUUCCAGAAGAAGGACACCAUCUGAAAUUAGGUUCUUUUCAGGAUUCUUCAUUGGGUAGUGAAAACAUUCAAAUAGAACCUUUGAUUACAGAGGAGACUGUGGAUUGUACAACUAAAGAACAACAAACAGGAAAAGUUGGUUUGAACUCAGAAGAUGUGAACAAGCUUCCUCCUGUAGACCCUGACCCCCUUUCUUCCCGUGGCUGUCCAAUAGCAGAAGCCAAUUCUGGACAUGGGACGAAUGGUUUAUUAGAAAGAUCACCACCAUCCCCUCUCUUCAACUUUCAAGGACAAAUGGUUCUAAAUGAUUUGUAUGUUCCCUCAUCACCAUUCCUGACACCUAUGAGAAGUCGUAGCAAGUUGGUUUCAAGGCCAUCUCGGUCUUUCCUGCUAAGACAUCGGCCUGUGCCAGAGAUCCCAGGGCCAACAAAAGGAAUUUCGGGGAGCUAUUUCCGUGAGAGAAGAAAUGGUGCUACCUCAACUGGAAAAUCGGUGACACAGCACAAUUCAAAUGAGGAGAAUUCAUCUUCCAUCUUUCCUUAUGGAGAGACCUUUCUCUUCCAGAGACUAGAAACUUCCAAGAAAAAGUCUAUAAGGAAUGAGUUUUGGGCUCAUGAAGAAACACUCAAAGGGAAAGCAACAACUGAAAGAAACUCUUUUUUUGUCAAAUCAAGCAUAUAUGAUAACAGGAAGGCGAAUGUAAGUGAAGACAAAGUGGAAGAUAUUUGGAUACCUCGAGAAGACAAAAACAAUUUUCCAACGGGCUGUGCUGCAGAUUCAGAAUAUUCAACAGUAGAAGAAUGCUUUCAGAGUUUAAAAAGAAAAAAUUCAAAGGCAUCUAAAACCAGGACUCAAAAAGUAUUGAACUUGGAUCCUGUUAAUAGGCACAGUUAUCCCUUAAGCUCAACAAGUGGAAAUGCUGAUUCAUCAGUAAUUUCCUCAAGUCCAAUAUCUCCUUAUGCCUGCUUUUAUGGGUCGUCUGCAAGGAAGGUUAAAUCGGGAUGGCUAGACAAACUCUCCCCUCAAGGAAAACGCAUGUUUCAGAAGAGAUGGGUGAAAUUUGAUGGCUAUAGCAUUUCUUAUUACAAUAACGAGAAGGAGAAGUAUUCAAAAGGAAUAAUUCCCCUUUCUGCUAUAUCUACAGUACGAGUUCAAGGAGACAACAAAUUUGAGGUUGUUACAACACAAAGAACUUUUGUUUUUAGAGUAGAAAAAGAAGAGGAGAGAAAUGACUGGGUCAGCAUACUACUAAAUGCACUGAAAUCACAGACCCCCUCCUCGCAGUCUCAAGCAGUUGCUGCGCCUGAGAAAUGUGGAUAUCUUGAAUUGAGAGGGUAUAAAGCCAAAAUUUUUACUGUGUUAAGUGGAAACAGCGUGUGGCUCUGCAAAAACGAACAGGAUUUUAAGGGUGGACUUGGUAUUACCAUAAUCCCGAUGAACGUAGCCAAUGUAAAGCAAGUGGACCGGACUAUGAAACAAUCUUUUGAAAUAAUCACGCCCUAUAAGAGUUUUAGCUUUGUAGCCGAGUCUGAAAAGGAGAAACAAGAGUGGAUUGAAGCUGUGCAGCAAUCGAUAGCAGAAACUCUCUCUGAUUAUGAAGUAGCUGAGAAGAUUUGGUUCAAUGAGUCCAACAGGAGCUGUGCAGAUUGCAAAGCCCCGGAUCCGGACUGGGCAUCCAUCAAUCUCUGCGUCGUCAUCUGCAAGAAGUGUGCAGGACAACAUAGAUCUUUAGGACCAAAAGAUUCCAAGGUUAGAAGUCUAAAGAUGGAUGCAAGCAUUUGGAGUAAUGAACUCAUCGAGCUUUUUAUUGUCAUUGGAAACAAAAGAGCAAAUGACUUUUGGGCUGGUAACCUUCAAAAAGAUGAAGAAUUACACAUGGACGCGCCAGUAGAAAAGAGAAAAACCUUCAUUACUCAGAAGUACAAAGAAGGGAGAUUCAGAAAAACCCUUUUGGCAUCUCUCACCAAGGAAGAAUUAAAUAAGGCUCUGUGUGCUGCUGUGGUGAAAUCGGAUGUUCUGGAAACAAUGGCUUUGCUGUUCAGUGGAGCAGAUGUCAUGUGUGCCACCGGAGACCCCGUGCACAGCACCCCCUACCUGCUGGCCAAGAAGGCCGGGCAGAGUCUGCAGAUGGAAUUUCUCUACCACAACAAAUUCUCAGAUUUUCCUCAACACGACGUUCAUUUCGAAGGUGGAUUAAGUCAGGAGUCCCCCCAGUGCACGUUCCUCUGUGACUUUCUGUAUCAGGCUCCUUCUGCUGCUUCCAAACUCUCUGCCGAGAAGAAACUGCUGGAAGAGACAAAUAAAAAGUGGUGUGUUUUGGAAGGAGGCUUCUUGAGUUACUAUGAAAAUGACAAGUCUACCACUCCCAGUGGCACCAUUAAUAUCAGUGAAGUCAUCUGCAUGGCUGUGCACAAAGAGGACUUCUAUAUAAACACUGGGCCCAUCUUCACCUUUGAGAUCUAUUUGCCCUCAGAACGUGCGUUUUUAUUUGGAGCUGAAACAUUUCAAGCCCAAAGAAGAUGGACAGAAGCAAUAGCUAAGCAUUUUGUUCCCUUUGUUGCUGAAAACUUAACACAAGCUAAUUACGAUUUGAUUGGUCAACUCUACUACAAAGACUGCCAUGCCCUGGAUCAGUGGAAAAAAGGCUGGUUUGCAAUGGGCAAGUCUAGUUUGCGUUUUUGCCUUCAAAUGCAGGAAGUUCAGGAAGAUAGAAUGAACUUAAGAAGACUACAAGAGCUAACUAUCAGCACAAUGGUUCAAAAUGGGGAAAAAGUGGAUAUUUUGCUCUUGGUAGAGAAAGGGAGAACAUUGUACAUCCACGGGCACACCAAGUUGGAUUUCACAGUCUGGCAUGCUGCAAUUGAGAAAGCAGCAGGUACAGAUGGAAAUGCUUUGCAGGAUCAGCAGCUCAGCCAAAACGACGUUCCCAUCAUCGUGAACAGCUGUAUAGCAUUUGUUACGCAGUAUGGUUUAGGGUGCAAAUAUAUCUAUCAAAACAACGGCGAUCCUUUGCACGUAAGUGAACUCCUGGAGAGUUUCAAAAAAGAUGCAAGAAGCUUUAAAUUGAGGGCUGGAAAGCAUCAACUUGAAGACGUGACGGGCGUGCUGAAAAGGUUUCUGUCUGACAUCGACGAUGCGCUUCUCACUAAGGAGCUCUAUCCAUAUUGGAUCUCUGCUUUAGAUACCCAAGAUGACAAGGAAAGAAUUAAAAAAUAUGGAGCAUUUAUAAGUACUCUUUCAGGGGUCAACCGAGCAACAUUGGCAGCUAUAAUUGAACACCUUUACAGGGUUCAGAAAUGCUCAGAAAUCAAUCACAUGAAUGCCCAUAAUUUGGCCUUGGUCUUUUCAUCCUGUUUGUUUCAAACGAGGGGUCAGACUAGUGAAGAAGUGAACGUAAUCGAGGACUUAAUUAAUAAUUACGUUGAAAUAUUUGAGGUUAAAGAAGACCAAGUCAAACAAAUGGACAUAGAAAAUAGCUUUAUUACCAAGUGGAAAGACACUCAAGUUUCCCAGGCUGGAGAUCUGCUGACUGAAGUGUAUGUGGAGAGGAAGGAGCCCGACUGCAGUAUUAUAAUCCGGAUAUCUCCUGUGAUGGAAGCAGAAGAAUUAACUAAUGAUAUGUUAGCAUUAAAAAAUAUUAUUCCUACACCAGGUGAUCUCUGGGCCACAUUUGAAGUCAUUGAAAAUGAAGAGCUAGAGCGCCCUCUUCACUACACAGAAAAUGUGUUGGAGCAGGUGCUUCGGUGGAGCUCAUUAGCUGAACCUGGCUCUGCUUAUCUUGUGGUGAAGAGGUUCUUAACCACCGACACCAUCAGACACUAUAAUGAGAGAAAUGCCCUGGAAAGUAUCAAAGAGGGAUCCCUGAAAAUCAAAGAAGAACCAUCUAAAAUACUGUCUGGAAAUAAAUUUCAAGAUCGGCACUGUGUUUUACGAGAUGGAUAUCUCAUUCUUUACAAGGACCUGAAGAGUAGCAAACAUGACAAAAUGCUUCCUCUCAGUUCAAUGAAGUUUUAUCUUGGAGUGAGAAAGAAAGUGAAACCUCCAACAAGUUGGGGAUUGACAGCAUUUUCUGAAAAACAUCAGUGGCACCUGUGUUGUGACAGUUUACAGACUCAGAUGGAGUGGAUGGCCAGUGUCUUCCUUGCCCAGCAUGAAAAUGACAUACGGCCACCCGCUGGAAAGCAACGAAAACGCUCUAUAACCAAAAACCCCAAAAUCGGAGGUUUGCCUCUCAUUCCCAUCCAGCAUGAGAAAAAUGCCACCCAGGCCUGGAGAAAUAUCGAGAGUGCCAGGGGGGAGCUGGACAAGCUGCGGCUCCAUGAGAAGCACGACCAGGAGCCUGGGGACAGCACGUUGAAGGACAGAGCCUCCAUGGUGGCCCACUGCCUGGAGCACAGGGACGAUAAACUGCGGCAGCGAACCCGGAAGCAUCGCAGUCUCUACUGCCUGGAGGACACAGAGGCUGAGGCCGAGGCCUUUCACGGGCCACAGAAAGGCCCUAAAGGCUCAAAGACCCUGGGCAAGACCGAGGACAGGAACGGCAGAGCCACUCUGGACGCUGAUCAUAAGUUGCCGUCCCAGGUCAUCAAAGAACUUAGCGUGGUUCUACAACGAUCCAGAACCCUUCCGAAAGAGUUACAGGGCGAGCAGAUCUUGCAGAAAGAAAUAAAAUGACUUGUAGGUUUAAAAAUAUAUAUAUUGUGUACAGUGAUCGUGUACAAAUCAGAAAGCAAACUAUAAGGUAAUUUAUGGUUUGUGCCAUUUGUCCAGCUGUAUGUACGCAGUUGAAGAGCAUUUGGAAAUAUAUAUGUAUAUAUGUGAUAAGUGUAAGAUUAACUUUAUUUUGGUCUGAACAAAGCUUGUACAGCUCAACUGUAUUAACCAUGUGUAAAAAAAAAAUCCUUGGGUUACUUUGAGUGGCCAACCUUUUAAAGUCGGUGUCUUUUAAGUGGUGUAAUUUAUGAGCACACAGAUCCAACUGUACUGUAUUGUAUAAAAUGCUGUUUAAAUGAAGCCUAUGAAACUAUGUGUAACACAUUUUGCACUUUGAGGAACCUUGUACAUUAAGUUAGCACAUGUUUUUAGGUUUACAUAGGGUCUACCUUAGGGCAAAGAAAGGGAAGUAAGUUGAAAAUGGGGAGAGUUCAUUUUAGUGGCUGCCUAUCAAACAGCACUGGGGUUUUAAAAAGAGGCAAGAAGCUAACAAGCAUUCUAAAAGCCGAGGAGGUUAACAUGUAUUCCAGUUCCCUUUCGAGAAACGGCUUGUUAAGAAAAUGUCUGGUGACUAAGUAUUUCCCAAGAGUCUGACUCAGCCAGCAAACAUGUCUGAUGGCCCUGGCCACACUCUUCGUCAGGAUGUGAGUGGACCAGCCACUUCUGCACUCCCUACAUUCAGGUCUCUGCAGUGGCUGCUGAGAGGAAACGUACACUGCCCGGGAGGCGUGAGCACAGGGCCCGCGUGGACGCCAGUGGCACUGUGGCUGUGUACAGGAACGUGGUUCUCAAGAGUUCCUCGCCGUGGUUUUGGUACGAACACAGUUCGUCAUCGCAGCGUUUUGUUGUUGUGGUUUUUGUGUUAUUGUUUUACUGUGUUCGCCCCCUUCUUGUUAUUUUUAAGUGAGGUUGUAACAUGGUUCUCUCACUGUCAGAAUGAACUGGAAGUAGACAGCGUGUGGCCAUUCCGCGGUGGGAGGUAGGUGAACAAAGCCCUAUCUUUACAUCCACUUCGCAUCAGCUACCGAGUCGGUGAUUCCGCCAGGGCCUGCAGUACUAAUUAUAAUUCAUAGAAGGGGCAGCACUUUUCAGCAGUGUCUUUAGAAUUUUAUCAGAUCGGGCAAGUUUCUAUGAAAACUUAUUUUAUGGAGUGAUGCUUUAUCCCUAGCGUUUCUUUUUACUCCCCUCUACUUUUCGGGUGUCUUUAUCAGAAUUUGUAUACAAAGGACCGUACUUUGGUCGGUCUGAUCACAGUACAGUAAUAUGCUGCCAAAUGCUAUGAGUUUCUUCACUGUAAAACACUGAUCACUUAUAUUGGGUGGGGAUACAAUUGUUUGCCCUGGUCAUAUGAUAUUUAUUCUUUUAACCCAAAUAGAUUGGAAUUUUUUUAAAGAAGAGAAAACUGCGGGUCAGUUUAUAAAAUAGAUGGGCACUGCUGGGGAGCCUUUUGGUAUUUUUAGAAAAAAUAAUCCAAACUAAACAAUGAUUCCUAAUAAGUGAUAUUUAUGUUAUAAAGUAAGGAGGCGUGUGAAAAUUAAUGUUGGACAACGUUGCACAAUGGGAACAGUAUCUGGAGUGUACCUAUCUGAAUAUUUUUGAAACUUGAGCUUCAAAUCUAAUAGCUUCUGUUUCACGUACCAUGCUCUCCGUUUUUCCGAGUGUAAGAUAAGGGCUAAUGAUAUCUCAUAUAUUUUGAGUAAAAAUUAAAACUGUUUUACAAGUCCA